AUGUCCAACUGGAAACGUCUCAACAUCGGCGUGGUUGGCGGUGGCAUCGGCGGCAUGUCCGCUGCCAUAGCCCUACGCCGCGCGGGUCACGCCGUCACCAUCUACGAGAAGUCUGACUACGCCGGCGAAGUGGGCGCGUCUGUUUCCUGUGCUGCUAACGGAACAAGGUGGCUGCAUGAAUGGGGCGUUGAUGUCGCCAAAGGUGACCCCGUUGUGUUGAAGAAGCUUAUCAACCGUGACUGGAAGACUGGUGAGCCGGUCAGCGUGUAUGAUUUGGAUGACUAUGAGGAGCGGUGGGGGUAUGUGUAUAAUAUGUUUCACCGGCAGUAUAUGCAUGCCAUGUUGAAGGACUCUGCACUUGGUGAGGAGGGAGAGGGGACUCCAGCAGUGUUGAAGGUUAACCACCGGUGCCGUGAUAUCAACCUUCAAACCGGCGAGAUAAUAUUCGAAAAUGGAGCCAUCGCUUACCACGACCUCAUCGUCGGCGCAGACGGCAUCGGCUCCGCCGUCCGCGGCAUCCUAGGAAUCCGCCCUGAAAAGAAACCCUCCGACCAGAGCUGCCUCCACGCCAACGUCACAACCGAAGAAGCCGUCAAGGCCGGCCUCGUCGACUACUCCCAAGAUAGCGCACUUGAAUACUGGGGCGGCCAGGAAGGCAAAUGGGACAAAAUUGUCCUCUCCCCUUGUAACGGCGGCAAGCUCCUCUCGUACUAUUGCUUCUUCCCGCGCGAGCAAGGAGACUAUACGAACCAGAGCUGGGGUGCAGAGAGUCGCAGCACGGAUGAACUUCUGGCACCGUAUCCGGCGCUUGAUCGGCAGGUGUUUAGCCAUCUGGCCAUUGGAAAAGAGAUUCAGCCGUGGCGGCUUUGGGUGCAUGAGCCGUAUCCGUAUAUUCAGCGGGGGAAUGUCUGUCUUCUUGGGGAUGCGGGGCACCCUAUGAUGCCGCAUCAGAGUCAGGGGGCUUGUAUGGCCAUUGAGGAUGCUGCUGCUUUGGGGAUCUUGUUCAGCGGGAGAUACUUCUCGGGGGAUAUCCGUCAGGCGCUUGCUGUUUAUGAGGAGGUUCGGUUGCCCCGUGUCACCCGCGUGCAAUCCGCUGCGGCUCGGGCUGCAUACAAUAUCAACGAGCGAAUUGGUUUCUCAUUCAACAAAGACAUCCCCACCUACCGCGUCGAGGACCAGAAGAACGUGUUGACGAUUGAGGAGAUGAACGCGUACGACAUGUACAAAGACAUCGAGGAGAAGCUUGCGGUGAAGCAAGGCCAGCCGUACAUGGGCAGUUUCCUAUGCGGGCUGCCUCUUGGAUUGGAGCUUCCAAGUGGUAUAAUUAUUGGAGCAGCAUGA
Messenger RNA from Aspergillus chevalieri, 1341 nucleotides. RefSeq names its product FAD-dependent oxidoreductase. Bases 1 to 1341 code for a protein of 446 amino acids. The record is from RefSeq and is a predicted model, not a curated record. Gene Ontology annotation, molecular function: FAD binding; monooxygenase activity. Lineage: Eukaryota; Fungi; Ascomycota; Eurotiomycetes; Eurotiales; Aspergillaceae. The transcript has 4 exons.